CCCCUGCCAUGUCGUCGGGCUCGCCGCCGGCCGAGCAGAGGGCGCGCAGCCUGGGCCGCCUGUCGCUGCCCGGGCGGGGCAGCAUGACGCUCGGCAAGAAGCCCCCGGCGCUGGAGCUGGCCGAGAGCACCCCGAACGCCCGCUACGCCCCGAUCCUCGCCGCGCAGGGCGGGCAGCCGCCGCCGGGCUGCAGCGCCGAGCCCCCGCGGGAGCGGGAGCGGGAGCGGCCGCCGCGCCUCAGGAGCGAGGCGGCGGCGGUGGUGGUGAGCGCCGACUGCCCGCGGCCGCCCGUCAGCCUCGACCCCCGCGUCUCCAUCUACAGCCUCCGCAAGCCGCUGCUGAGCCGGAGCAACAUCCAGGGCCGCGUCUACAACUUCUUGGAGCGCCCCACGGGCUGGAAGUGCUUCGUCUACCACUUCGCCGUCUUCCUAAUUGUGCUGAUAUGCCUUAUAUUCAGUGUGCUUUCUACAAUUGAACAGUAUGCAGCUCUGGCUACAGGGACGUUAUUUUGGAUGGAAAUUGUAUUAGUGGUAUUCUUUGGAACUGAAUAUGUGGUUCGGUUAUGGUCAGCAGGAUGCCGCAGUAAAUACGUCGGAAUAUGGGGAAGGCUUCGUUUUGCUAGGAAGCCUAUUUCAAUCAUUGAUUUAAUUGUAGUUGUUGCUUCCAUGAUAGUACUUUGUGUGGGCUCUAAAGGUCAAGUCUUUGCAACCUCAGCUAUCAGGGGCAUCCGUUUUCUGCAGAUUUUGCGAAUGCUGCAUGUUGACCGUCAAGGUGGGACGUGGAGGCUGUUGGGAUCGGUAGUUUUUAUACACAGACAAGAACUGAUAACAACACUGUACAUUGGUUUUCUGGGCCUGAUUUUUUCCUCUUAUUUUGUGUACCUGGCUGAAAAAGAUGCUGUAAAUGAUUCUGGAGAAACAGAGUUUGGCAGCUAUGCAGAUGCCCUGUGGUGGGGUGUAGUGACUGUUACAACUAUUGGCUAUGGGGAUAAAGUGCCUCAGACCUGGAUAGGAAAAACUAUUGCAUCUUGUUUUUCAGUGUUUGCAAUUUCAUUUUUUGCUCUACCAGCGGGAAUUCUUGGUUCAGGGUUUGCCCUAAAAGUACAACAGAAACAAAGACAGAAGCAUUUCAACCGUCAAAUUCCAGCUGCUGCCUCUCUUAUACAGACUGCAUGGAGGUGCUAUGCAGCAGAAAAUCCAGACUCUUCUACGUGGAAAAUAUAUAUUCGAAAACCUACUAGGAAUUAUCAUUUACUGUCACCCAGUCCAAAACCGAAGAAAUCAGUGAUGGUUAAAAAGAAGAAAUUUAAGUUAGAGAAGGACAAUGGACCUUCUUCUCCAGAUAAGGUGUUAACUGUUCCACAAAUCACUUACGACCAUGUGACAGAUGACAGGAAAUCUGAUUUCAGCAUCGAAGCAUAUGAAAACUCUGGACAAACAGGAAUGUUAAAAUUGCUUGAUUGUCAGCGCUCCUGGCCGUCUUUUUCCGCAGACCAGCAGUCCUCCAGCGCUCCUCCCUCACCAGUGAAAAAAAGCCCAACGUUUCUAGAUGUGAACACAGGACCCUUCAUCAGGACCAACAGCUUUGCAGAUGAGCUUGACCUGGAGGGUGAGACACUGUUGACCCCAAUAACUCACAUCUCGCAGCUGCGUGAACACCACCGUGCUGCAAUUAAGGUGAUACGUCGGAUGCAGUAUUUUGUGGCAAAGAAGAAGUUUCAGCAAGCUAGAAAGCCGUAUGAUGUCCGAGAUGUUAUUGAACAGUAUUCUCAGGGUCAUCUCAACCUGAUGGUGCGAAUCAAGGAGUUACAGAGGAGGCUGGAUCAAUCUAUAGGGAAGCCAUCUCUCUUUAUCUCUGUCUCAGAAAAAAGCAAAGACCGAGGGAAUAACACGAUUGGUGCCAGGUUGAACAGAGUAGAAGACAAGGUUUUGCAGAUGGACCAGAAACUGAACCUUAUUACAGAUAUGCUGCAUCAUCUGGUUUCCAGUCAACAGGGUGGUCAAGGCAACAUCAGAGCAUCUCAGAGAGGCAACAACGUUAAUUCAGAUCUUUUCCUCCCUAAUAACACUCUGCCGACCUAUGAGCAACUGACAGUGCCAAGAAGGAAUCAAGAUGAUACCUCCUGAUGUGGUGUAAGUCCAGGCUGGGUUCAUCCCACCUUUCUCACGUAAAUGAGACUGAAUGUUGUGAAUCUGGAAGGAAUUAAGUUCAUCAGCCAUCCAAGAAAACACAAGACUGUUGCAUCUAUACCGCUAGUCUCAAAUACACUCUUCUGAAAGUCGCUCUAAUAGACUAAGGAUUGCCAAACUGUUUUCUACCAGGCUAAACUUACUGAAGUUUCAUGUUGAUUUUUUUCAAGAACAAACGAUCGCAACUCGUUAUUUCUUGGAAAGACCAAGACAAUGUAAAGAGAGGCAAAACUGCAAGGAUUUAGAGCUCCUUUAAUAAUAAUAAAAAUAGCAAUAAUAAUAUUCUAAUAAUACUUGAACUUAGAUGGAAAAUGUGCAUUCUGUUUAUGAAUCUGCAGAUAGCAAUAUAUUUCUGCUACUACGGUUUUUAAAACAAAAUAGGAUAACUUAUGUUGGUUUUAUUGUAUAAACAUACCACUAACAUUCUAGAGAAUGACAAACCACAUACUGAAUGAUUUUCUUUUUCUGUUUUAUUUUAAGGUUGCUACAUAAACAGUUAUCAGAUAAUGACCAGAUUUUUUAAAUCUGUUUUUCUUCAGGGAGGAACUAAUCCUUAAUCUGGAACAAUGCUAUUUAUAGUGGAAAGCGCUAUAGAUUUUUUAAGGUAUCAAUUUUUCCUGGGGAGACAAUAAAGUAUUACAUAGAGAAAAUGAUUCUACUUUCUAGAAAGCUGCUGCCAAAGAAUUUAUAUAUAAAUAGAAAACACAGUGGUCUGAAUGUGCUUGUCCUGAAAUAGCUUUUAAAAAUAAGGCUUACUACUUCUUAAACCUAUUCUUUUUAGCUUACACACUCCAAAAAUAGUACAACAGCAUACAUGCAAAAGUCUGAAGUGCCUGGACUUGCUGGUCAAGUGCUUGAGCUGGCCACUUAUUGCAUAUCCAUAAUUCUUGCAGGAAUCGAGGCCCCAAUUCAGGAAAGCAUCUCCCAUCCAGACAGCAUAUAUGGCAAUUUGAAUAGUUUCCUGAAUAACGGCUUGAGAAAUUCAACUCCUUACAAGAGUCAUUUGAUAUAGAAGAGUGCCAGCCCUAAUUCAGAGGACCAAGGGCCUCACCUACAACCAACAGAGUUAAACCACAUUACCCCACACUAUAGUUGCAUUGAAAGCAGCAGUGCUUGGCUUAGUGUGAUUUUUCACAUUCACAACGUGAGCAGGAUUUGGGCUUUGAUUGCCAAGGCUGAAAUUCAUUCCAUGAAAUAGUCAGCACCUGUACCAUAUACACCCUGUUUUGAAGGAGGAAUGUUUCUGCAGUUGACAGAGUGACAGGAAACUGAGGAUUGCGGAGCAGCUAUUGAACUCAAUUUAAUAACGGUAGCAUAUAUUGCUGGCAAGAGAAGAGGGAGCUGAAGACGGCUUUGUUGGUUCUUGCGCUCUGAGCAUCGUGCAUGCCCCACGCGCCUCGCUGCCCUCACUGCGUGACGGUGUCUCCCAGCCGUCCCGCUCCCGCCCGCGGCGGCAGGCGGCAGCCGCGGCUCCCUGAGCCCCACCUUGCCUGUGGGGUCCCUCAGCAGGAAAGCAGCAGCAGGUGACGCCUGCGCCGAGGAAGCAGAGAUCCUUUCCUUAACAGCCUCCCCCUCCACGGGGCGCGUCUCACAACCCCGCACUGCCCCCCGCGUGGCCGGAGAUGCGGGCACCCCCGGCUCUCCCUCCCCGCGCCGAGGAGCGCUCAGCUGCUGCGAGUUUAGGAAGUUGGGGAGUCUGUAAGUUCCACCCUCUAGUGAUGUAUGUAAAAAUGCAAAAUUUAAAUGCUUGUUUGAAGGAGAGCAGACUUAAAAAUAGUAAAAAAACCUGGAAAGACUAAUGCCCUAAAGCCUCGUAAUUUUGCAGAGCAAUUAAUGUCACCAAUCUUUAAUAUAUGUGAGCAGUCUGAAAUACUGACGCGUAAUGAACAGACCUCACGGGCAACCUUUUCAUAAUACUGCUUGUAUUCCAGUACUGCAUUGUUUUAAACAUUUCAUCUAUUCCGCUUGUACUGCAGAGAACUGUAUACUGUAUUUAAUUCCACAGAUUAUGUUAAAAUUGUCCAGUCUUGCUGCUGUACGGUAGAUAAAUGUUAAGGGUGUAGAAAUUUACAGACAUAAGCAGGGAUUAUAUCUGGGCAUUAUGUUUUAUAGAAAUCAAAAUUGUUGUGAUGAUUUUGAACAUUUUUUAAAAAGAGCUUUGCUAUGUAAUUUCAGGUUAUCAAUCAGCCUCUUAAUUUCCUAAUAAAAUUCAGGACAAGA
Molecule: messenger RNA, 4409 nt
Organism: Rhea pennata
Lineage: Eukaryota; Metazoa; Chordata; Aves; Rheiformes; Rheidae
Gene: KCNQ1
Product: potassium voltage-gated channel subfamily Q member 1
Exons: 18
Coding region: 9-2126 (705 amino acids)
Biological process (GO): potassium ion transmembrane transport
Cellular component (GO): membrane; voltage-gated potassium channel complex
Molecular function (GO): voltage-gated potassium channel activity
Source: RefSeq, a predicted model, not a curated record